Melozone crissalis (California towhee) is the source of this 3350-nucleotide messenger RNA. RefSeq names its product EPH receptor A8 (gene EPHA8). The record is from RefSeq and is a predicted model, not a curated record. Bases 1 to 3006 code for a protein of 1001 amino acids. Gene Ontology annotation, biological process: axon guidance; cell surface receptor protein tyrosine kinase signaling pathway; protein phosphorylation. The transcript is spliced from 17 exons. Gene Ontology annotation, cellular component: neuron projection; plasma membrane. Lineage: Eukaryota; Metazoa; Chordata; Aves; Passeriformes; Passerellidae. Gene Ontology annotation, molecular function: ATP binding; transmembrane-ephrin receptor activity; protein binding.
AUGGCAUGGGCACAGGGAGAUCUGACAUCCUCGCUCUCCAUCGUCAUAACCUUGGCUGCCUGCCUCUCGGCCACCACCAGCGAAGUGAACUUGCUAGACACGUCAACAAUCCUGGGAGACUGGGGCUGGAUGACUUAUCCCUCACACGGGUGGGAUUCAAUCAAUGAAAUGGAUGAGUUUUUCAGCCCCAUCCACACCUACCAGGUGUGUAACGUCAUGACCCCCAACCAGAACAACUGGCUCCGGACCAACUGGGUGCAGCGGGACGGGGCGCGGCGCGUGUAUGCAGAGAUCAAAUUCACGCUGAGGGACUGUAACAGCAUGCCAGGCGUGCUGGGCACCUGCAAGGAGACCUUCAACCUCUACUACAUGGAGUCCGACCGGGACCUGGGCACCAGCACCCGCGAGAGCCAGUUCCUCAAGAUCGACACCAUCGCUGCAGAUGAGAGCUUCACCAACGUGGACCUGGGCGUGCGGCGCCUGAAGCUCAACACGGAGGUGCGGGGCGUGGGGCCGCUGAGCAAGAGGGGCUUCUACCUGGCCUUCCAGGACAUCGGCGCCUGCAUCGCCAUCGUCUCGGUGCGCGUGUACUACAAGAAGUGCCCGGCCACCGUGAGGAACUUGGCGUCCUUCUCCGAGGCCGUGACCGGGGCAGACUCGUCUUCCCUGGUGGAAGUGCGGGGAGAGUGCGUGGGCCAUUCCGAGGAGAGGGACACCCCCAAGAUGUACUGCAGUGCCGAGGGAGAGUGGCUGGUGCCCAUCGGGAAGUGUGUGUGCAGCGCUGGCUAUGAGGAGCAGCGGGAUUCCUGCAUGGCCUGCCAGCUGGGAUUUUACAAAUCAGCCCCUGGGGACCAGCUGUGUGCCAAAUGUCCCCUGCACAGCCACUCGGAGAGCCGGGCAGCUCGUGUGUGCCACUGCGACAGCAGCUUCUACCGCGCCGUGCAGGACCCGCCCUCGGCCGCCUGCACACGGCCGCCCUCUGCUCCGGUGAACCUGAUCUCCAGUGUGAACGGCACCUCGGUGAUGCUGGAGUGGGGCCCGCCGCUGGACAAGGGCGGCCGCGCGGACGUCGUGUACAACGUGCGGUGCCGGCGCUGCGCGGGCGCCGCGGGGCCGUGCGAGGCCUGCGGCAGCGGCAUCCGCUUCGUGCCGCAGCAGAUGCGCCUGGUGCAGGGAGCGCUCACCGUCACCAACCUGCUGGCACACACCAACUACUCCUUCUGGGUGGAGGCCGUCAACGGCGUCUCCGACCUCAGCCUGGAGUCCAGGAGAGCCGCGGUGGCCAACAUCACGACAAACCAGGCAGCCCCAUCACAGGUGGUGGUGGUGCAUCAGGAGAGCACAGGCCAGAACAGUGUCACCUUGCUGUGGCAAGAGCCAGACCAGCCCAACGGCAUCAUCCUGGAGUAUGAGAUCAAGUACUAUGAGAAGGACAAGGAAAUGCAGAGCUACUCAACUCUGAAAUCCAAGAGCACCACUGCCACCAUCUCUGGGCUCAAGCCUGCAACCCGCUACAUUUUCCAGGUGCGGGCUCGCACCUCUGCCGGCUGCGGGAGGUUCAGUCAGACUGUGGAGGUGGAAACGGGGAAGCCAGUGUCUCUCCGGUAUGACACGAUGACGAUUGUCUGGAUCUGCCUGUCACUCAUCACUGGCCUUGUCACCUUGCUGCUGGUUCUGAUCUGCAAGAAGAGGCACUGUGGCUACAGCAAGGCUUUCCAGGACUCUGAUGAGGAGAAGAUGCAUUAUCAGAAUGGGCAAGCAGGGCUGCCUGAGAGUGCUGAUCUCCUCUCUCCACUUUGCAACCUGGCAGUGAAGUUCCCCGAGUCCAAGUUCUAUGUGGACCCCCACACAUACGAGGACCCCUGCCAAGCUGUGCAUGAGUUCACCCGGGAAAUAGAGGCCUCCCGGAUCAAGAUUGAGAAGGUCAUCGGGUCUGGGGAGUCUGGAGAGGUGUGCUACGGCCGCCUGAAGCUGCCAGGGAAGAGGGAGAUUCCCGUGGCCAUCAAAGCACUGAAGGCUGGCUACACAGAGAAGCAGAGACGGGACUUCCUGAGCGAGGCCAGCAUCAUGGCACAGUUUGACCACCCCAACGUCAUCCACCUGGAGGGGGUGGUCACCAGGAGCAAAUUGGUAAUGAUUGUUACUGAAUACAUGGAGAACGGCUCGCUAGACACCUUCCUCAGGAAACACGACGGGCAAUUCACCAUCAUCCAGCUGGUGGGCAUGCUGCGGGGCAUUGGGGCAGGCAUGAGGUACCUGUCUGACCUGGGCUACGUGCACCGGGACCUGGCUGCCCGCAACAUCCUGGUCAACAGCAACCUGGUGUGCAAGGUGUCUGACUUCGGCCUCUCCCGCAUCCUGGAGGACGACCCCGACGCUGCCUACACCACCACGGGGGGGAAGAUCCCGAUCCGCUGGACGGCUCCCGAGGCCAUCGCGUACCGCAAGUUCUCCUCGGCCAGCGACGUGUGGAGCUACGGGAUCGUCAUGUGGGAGGUGCUGGCCUACGGCGAGCGGCCCUACUGGAACAUGACCAACCGCGACGUCAUCACCUCAGUGGAGGAAGGCUACCGCCUGCCUGCGCCCAUGGGCUGCCCCAGCCCCCUGCACCAGCUGAUGCUGGACUGCUGGCAGAAGGAGCGCAGCGAGCGGCCUCGCUUCUCCCACAUUGUGGGCAUCCUGGACAAGCUGAUCCGCAACCCCGACAGCCUCAAGUGCACAGGCACCAUCAACAGGUUCACCCAGACACGCCUGGACAGGGGUCUCCUGGACCUCAGCAGCUGCCUGACUGUGGAGGACUGGCUGGACUCCAUCCGCCUGGGGCACUACCGCGACAACUUCGCCAUGGCUGGCUACUCCUCCCUGGGCAUGGUGAUGCACAUGAACCUUGAGGAUGUUCGGAGUCUGGGCAUCACCAUGAUGGGCCACCAGAAGAAGAUCUUGAGCAGCAUCCAGGCCAUGAGAUCCCAGCUGCUGAACACAAACGGCCCCAGGAGGCAUCUCUGACCAAAAGCUCUGCAGAGCUGCAUCAGGCAUUCCUUAACUCUCACCCUGGCAAAGGGGCUGCAGGGUGGUGAGCAGGAACAGGGGCGCCAGCAGCUGGAGCCCUGCCAGCAUCUCUGUGAUUUCAGCAUUGGCGGAAACGUGGUGUUCCAGAUACCUUGGGGGUCCUGCUGCUUCCUUCCCCCAGGGGAAGGGGGGAGCAGCCUUCCAGGCAGACACAUCAUGAUUCUGCCAUUUCCCUGUGGGACUGGGGGUCUGCCCACAGCUGUGCAGGACAGGAGACAACCCCUUCACCCAGUGGGAUGGUCCAGCUGCUCCUGCAGGUGCAGGGGCAUCAGCCACAUCAG